Molecule: messenger RNA, 1401 nt
Organism: Peronospora matthiolae
Lineage: Eukaryota; Oomycota; Peronosporomycetes; Peronosporales; Peronosporaceae
Source: the annotation of a GenBank genome assembly
AUGGCCGAUCGCUCACAGUGGAAACGCGUCGAAGUCGUCGUGCCCGCGGGUCCGCUAGGUCUGAUCGUCAGCAAGAACGCAACGGGUGAGGGCCACGUCAUAGUGGACGGUUUCCGUCCCGUCAGCAGCUCAGCUGAGCUCAGCGCCCUCGAGAAACAGGGCGAGAUCGGACCCAACUCGCUGUUACUGGGCGUGAACGACCACGACUUCACGGACGCGGAGGCCUCGUGGAGCUUUGAAAAGGUCCGUGAGAUCCUCGUGAGCACGAGUGGCGCUGAGCGUGUCGUGCGCUUUCUGGUCCCGCCUCCACCACCUGCUGUGCAAUUUGGAGCGAUUACGAAUCACGAAGACGGAAAACGCUUUGCAGACGUGUAUACACUGGGCAAGGAGCUGGGCGCUGGAACGUACUCCGUGGUCCGAGAAGCGACGCACAAGACGACGGGCGAGCGCUUUGCGAUCAAGUGCAUCAAGCGCACGCAGUUGUCGGCGGACGAUCUGCAGGCUCUGGUGGCAGAAGUGAAGAUCUUGAGGGAAAUGCAGCACCCACAUAUUGUCAAGCUGUACGACGUGUUUCAGGAGGAGAAAUACUUUUUCUUAGUGACAGAGUUCAUGCCGGGAGGGGAGCUCUUUGAACGCAUUGUCAAGAAGAAUUUUUACUCGGAGAGAGAAGCACGAGACCUUGUCAAGGUGCUGCUGCAGACCAUUGCUUUCUGUCACGAUGCUGACGUGGUUCAUAGGGAUCUAAAGCCCGAGAAUUUGCUAUUGAGCAGUGCAGACGACGACGCAGACAUCAAGUUGGCUGAUUUUGGCUUUGCAAAAAAAGCAGCAAUUCAGAGCAAAGAUGCGGGGCUGUCCACAGCCUGUGGUACGCCUGGGUACGUUGCUCCUGAAAUUUUGCUGUCGAAGCCGUACGGCAAAGAAGUGGACAUUUGGAGUAUCGGAGUCAUCACGUACAUUCUGCUGUGUGGGUAUCCUCCGUUUCAUCAUGAUAAUCAAAGUGCGCUCUUCCGACUCAUCAAAGCGGGACGUUUCGAGUUUGACUCGCCAUAUUGGGACGAUGUGUCGGCAGAGGCUAAAGACCUUAUCAGCAAGAUGCUAAUUCUGACACCGACGGAGCGUUGGACGGCGCGCCGGUUGCUGGACCAUCCUUGGAUUGCGGCUGAUGCUGUGAAGGACGUGCAGCUUACGACGGCGCUGCAGGAGCUGCGCAAGUUUAACGCGCGCAGUAAAUUUCGUGCUGCAGUCAGCACUGUGAAGGCCACGAUUUCUCUUACGAAGUCAUUGACGAUCUGCGGCAGCCCGCGCAGUAGCAAGGACGACGACGACGAGGAGGAUGACAGCCAGAUCCAGUCACCAGUUGACGAAAGUACAUCUGCUGUGCCGGCACCCAGCUCUCCAUAA